AUGCUUAAUGUUGACAUUACCCUAACUGCUUUGAGAAUAACUAUUGAAGUGUUCACUUGGACAGAUAGUGAAGAAGUGACUAAAGUAAUACCCUUUUAUGGUGCAUUGAUUCACCUUGCUGUUGCAACAAACCAGGCUGAGCUGAGGCAGUUUGUUAGAAAGGAUAUAUUUUCGUCUAUAACACAGGGCUUUUCUGUUGAGUUGAAUGUCGUUGUUAGUGCGGAGCUUAUUGGACUUUGUCGAGGAAUAUAUCUAUAUCUGUCAGACAAAGAUCGUGCACCUAAACAGUUUGGCUCUGGAGGCUUUGGUCAUGCACAGUUCAGAAAGUAA
Triticum turgidum subsp. durum (durum wheat) is the source of this 330-nucleotide messenger RNA. NCBI's taxonomy places the organism in Eukaryota, Viridiplantae, Streptophyta, Magnoliopsida, Poales, Poaceae. The record is from the annotation of a GenBank genome assembly.